AUUUUAGCAUCUUAUAAACCCUAAUUUUCAUUCCCCCCAACAGAAGCACUUGUUCUUCUCGACGAUCCGCGCAUCGUUGAUACUUGAAUACCAUUGGCACGCCAAUCAAAUCUUCUUUCCGGCUAAACAAAUAAGAACCCAAACCCUCAUCUUUCACUUCACUCCCUUGUCUCCCUUCCCUUUCCUCGCUUCUCUCUUUCUUGUUCGAAGAGGAAAGACAAAUUGAGGUCCAGGAGUAGGAUUUAAGGCGAAAGAAAAGGGAUAUGGAGAUCGGUGGCGGCAACUCCCUGCCGGGAAUCGGUCCGGCGGCGAAGAAGCGGAAGGUGUGUUACUUUUACGACCCGGAGAUCGGGAACUAUUACUACGGGCAGGGGCAUCCGAUGAAGCCGCAUCGGAUGCGGAUGACCCACGCGCUGCUCGCCCAGUACGGCCUCCUCGGCCACAUGCAGGUGUACAAGCCCAACCCUGCCCGCGACCGCGACCUCUGCCGUUUCCACGCCGACGACUACGUCACCUUCCUACGCUCCGUCACCCCCGAGACUCAACAGGAGCAGAUCCGCGCCCUCAAGCGCUUCAAUGUCGGCGAGGACUGCCCCGUCUUCGACGGCCUUUACUCCUUUUGUCAGGCCUACGCGGGCGGCUCAGUUGGUGGCGCUGUCAAACUCAACCAUGGGCACGACAUUGCCAUCAACUGGGCUGGCGGCCUUCACCAUGCCAAAAAAUGCGAGGCCUCAGGUUUCUGCUACGUUAAUGACAUCGUGCUAGCCAUCCUCGAGCUCCUCAAGCGCCAUGAGCGUGUAUUAUAUGUGGACAUUGAUAUUCACCAUGGAGAUGGUGUGGAGGAGGCAUUCUAUUCCACAGACAGAGUCAUGACAGUUUCAUUUCAUAAAUUUGGAGACUACUUUCCUGGAACAGGAGACAUACGUGAUAUUGGAUAUGGGAAAGGGAAAUACUACUCACUCAAUGUCCCAUUAGAUGAUGGGAUAGAUGAUGAGAGCUAUCAAUCUCUCUUCAAACCUAUCAUGGGAAAAGUUAUGGAAGUUUACCAACCUGGCGCCGUGGUCCUUCAGUGUGGUGCUGACUCGUUAUCCGGAGACAGGUUGGGAUGUUUUAACCUUUCCAUCAAAGGUCAUGCCGAAUGUGUGAAAUACAUGAGAUCUUUUAAUGUGCCACUGUUGUUACUUGGUGGUGGUGGAUAUACUAUCAGGAAUGUUGCUCGAUGUUGGUGCUAUGAGACUGGAGUUGCCCUUGGGUUAGAAAUUGAUGACAAGAUGCCUCAAAAUGAAUACUACGAGUAUUUUGGACCGGAUUAUACUCUUCAUGUUGCGCCAAGUAAUAUGGAAAACAAAAAUUCGUAUCAGCAAUUGAAUGAUAUUAGAUCAAGGCUUCUAGACAAUCUCUCAAGGAUUCAACAUGCUCCUAGUGUCCAGUUUCAAGAACGACCUCCUGAUACAGAGAUUCCUGAGCCUGAUGAAGAUCAUGCAGAUCCAGAGGUAAGGCAUGAUCCUGAUUCAGACAUGGAGGUUGAUGACUCCAAGCAUCCAGAUGAGUCAGUAAGAAAACCGUUUCCUAUUAAUAUCCAGAAUGUGAGAAUCAAGAAGGAAACCAAGGAAGGUGAUGUAAAAUAUCAGGAAGAUCAAAAAAUUACAGAUCAUUCGAAAGCUGUAGAAGCAGUUGUCGAAGAAAUCUCUGGUUUCAAGUAGGCUUCUGAUGUUGGAUCCACGGCGAUAGAUGAACCCAGGAGUAUAAAGAUGGAAUUGGAGAGCAAGAUUAAGUUGUCCGAUGCACUAGAAAGUGCAGGCAAACACCAGUUUUAGUUUUGACUUGGCGUGGGUGGACAGUUUUAGUUAGCGCCGGAAGAUCACCCGCACUAUUUCAUGCUAGUACCGCAGAUUUGGAAGUCCAGUCUGGUGUUUAAGAUAUACAUCUACGAAUGUGAUUCUGGUAUUAUACUGUUUAAAUUGAAACAUUAUGCUUAAACUAUCUAUUUACCAAUGUGAUUCUGUUAUUAUUUGUACAGGCAAAUUGAAAUAUUAUGCUGAGAGGUUCCUGGCAAA
Messenger RNA from Zingiber officinale, 2057 nucleotides. RefSeq names its product histone deacetylase 1-like. NCBI's taxonomy places the organism in Eukaryota, Viridiplantae, Streptophyta, Magnoliopsida, Zingiberales, Zingiberaceae. The transcript has 7 exons. Gene Ontology annotation, molecular function: histone deacetylase activity. The record is from RefSeq and is a predicted model, not a curated record. Bases 264 to 1703 code for a protein of 479 amino acids.